AACUGGAAAGCGCGUAGACUUUUACAGCGAACAAGAGGGAAUCACCAAAAAAUAUAAAAGAUUUAAUUGGAUAGUAUUUUUUAGUCCCAGUGGUGUAGACGUGGCGUUAGGUGAUCUUAAGAAAUUGGAAUAUUGGGAUGAAGUAAAGAUUGCAGCCAUUGGGAAAACCACGGGAAGCUAUCUUGAAGAGACUAAGGGUAUAAAGGUUCAUGUCGUAUCUCCCAAGCCCGAUCCAGAGAGCUUGGUGAACAGUAUUGACGAAUACGAUGAUGUUACUAUUUCUCGUUCGGGAAUCGAAUAA
Molecule: messenger RNA, 301 nt
Organism: Acaulospora colombiana
Lineage: Eukaryota; Fungi; Glomeromycota; Glomeromycetes; Diversisporales; Acaulosporaceae
Source: the annotation of a GenBank genome assembly